AUGGUUCACGGGCCACUUGGCAUGCCUCGCUUAGCAUGUCAGCAGUCAAAGGACCCCCAACUUGACAACUGUAAAGCCGCGCCUGCUAUACACAGCAAACCUAACCAACACGAUCGAUCUACGUACGAGCAGACAACAACUAUGGCCGAUCGAGCAACUGAACCUUUAAGUAAAGAGUCCAGCCGACAAAGAGCAACCUUCCAAGAAAUAAAAGAGCAACAAGCAACACCCUUAAGCCUCGAUUCAAGGUGGACCGAAAACCUUACGGACGACGAAGAUAAUACGCCUCAACCACCUUCACCACCUUUACGAAGUCUAAAAAGGAAAGAGAAAGAAGAGAAAGAAGAGAUUCGGAAGUUACGCGAAGAGUUUGCGAAAAAGAGGAAAGAUAUAGAGCAAAAUAUAAAAGUGAUAGCAAAGCAAAUAACGGAAUUACGGACCUACGCUAUACAAUCCAAUAAAGAGCUACGACGAAGCACUUUAGCGUACUCGACGCUCUCAAUUCAUCAAUCGCUACGCAAUACGCUAAUCAUACAAGAGCCAAAAUCACUUCAGCGGCCUUCAAACCCCUUUUUUAAAAGCUACACCCAGUUUUCUAAAAAGCCUAGACCGAAUAGCAACAAAAAUAGUCCUGAGAUCAUCAUCGGACCAGACAACACUCGAAGCUACGAGAGCUAUACGCCAAAAGAAGACCCGCCAAAACCUAAGAGCAUUCCGGACAAAAUCAGCUCUCGCCAAAGACAGCGUGCAGAUUUCCGUGCCCAACUUAAGCAACUCGAAAAAGGAAUUCAACAACCCGAAAAAAGGAUCCAGCACCCUCGGACCCUUAGCGAUCUUGACGAUGACCGACGAAAAGGAAACGAGAGAGAUUGGCAAAGAGAUCGAGGCUACGGAUACGGAAGGGGUAAGAACGGGCCCCCUGGACUACCAAAGGGAUUCGGAAACGGACCCUCAAAGGACCCCGGAUUCGGAAAUGAGCCUCCUAAAGACCUUAGAAAAAGACGGACCACCGGCAACUAUAUCGGUAACCCCUUACCGAUCAGACCAUUAGCUAAGCACAACACGCUUGCGUACGGCACUCCAAGCGCCCUUAACGAUAAUGGUAACGAUUUCCUUGAGCUAAGAGCAACUGACCCUCACCUAAGAGCAAAGGAGUUGGCCUUGUUUGCAAGAAGCUUUCUUAAGGAAUUAAAGUAUUCGAGACCCGACGAUGACUUCAAGACCCAAUUAAAUUUAGUCAAGAAAGAGAAUCCAAAGACCUCGCUUAGCGAGUGCUUUAAGAAGCUCGCUAAAGAGCUCAAGGGCAUUCAAAGCUCUUUACGACCAGGUUUAAAAGACGAUCGAAGUCUUGCUGAUAAGCUGUAUUCAGCUUAUAAAAACGUGCCAAAGACUACGAUUGCACGAAUGAACCUUGCGUUUACUUCCACCGCCGCAAUUGCCGACAUCCGCCGAGCAAUUGCAUUUGCAACUGAGUCCUCUCGACCCGCUAAGGCUAAAGCUUACGCGAGCUCUAGCGAGCCACACGACCACACCUACUUUCAGCACAACACCUCAAAGGCUGACUCCGAUUUGGACGAGGAAUACGAAUGCUUUAUUCAAAACCGCUAA
Messenger RNA from Drepanopeziza brunnea f. sp. 'multigermtubi' MB_m1, 1608 nucleotides. The record is from RefSeq and is a predicted model, not a curated record. NCBI's taxonomy places the organism in Eukaryota, Fungi, Ascomycota, Leotiomycetes, Helotiales, Drepanopezizaceae.